This is a messenger RNA of Corythoichthys intestinalis (scribbled pipefish), 4584 nucleotides long. RefSeq names its product PH and SEC7 domain-containing protein 1-like. Gene Ontology annotation, biological process: regulation of ARF protein signal transduction. NCBI's taxonomy places the organism in Eukaryota, Metazoa, Chordata, Actinopteri, Syngnathiformes, Syngnathidae. The record is from RefSeq and is a predicted model, not a curated record. Gene Ontology annotation, molecular function: guanyl-nucleotide exchange factor activity. The transcript has 21 exons. Bases 199 to 3978 code for a protein of 1259 amino acids.
CUAAACCGCCUCUUGCCAUCUGUCCCAAAGGACUUCCACGCCAUUGGCUGGCGGAGGAAAGGAGGCGGGGUCCGGCCGAUUGAUAAAGAGGCAGAAGAGGCGGAGCCCGGUGCACGUACAACAAGUGAAAGAGGAAGGAGAGCCGCCGCGUUACCGCGGCAACGCAGAGGACGUGAUAGCAGAGGACACCCAGCAAGAAUGUCCCAGCCGGGUAAAGUUCUCCACCUGUACGUGGAGGUGAGAUCUGCAUCCGAAGAAGACAGGAGACCUCCCGGGACGGGACAUGACGGGAGGAGUCACCUUGUCCUCAAGUGCCCGGACCUUCUCCCCCAGUCUCAAAGGAGUUCCCUCCUCUCCAGCCCGAGUCCAGACCUCCAGCGUCGAAUACGACACGUCUCGCCCCCGUCCAGUUCGUCCUCCAGACGCUCGCUCAGUCCUCAGGAUUCGUCCCCUUACGUCCACCAGGAGGACGCGUUACCGAGUACUUUUGAGGACUUACUUCAGGUUCUUACCGGUCCGGGAGAGGAGCGUCCGACCGGACCUCCCGCGGAAAGGAAGACGUCAGUGGUGACCUUCGGGUAUAUCGAGAAAGCUAACGUUCAUAUGAUGGGCGCCCGCCAAAACGAGUUUGCGAGAAACGUGCCGUUUGGGCCCGCCCACCUCAGGAAGCGACUGAGUGACCCGGUAGGAGGAGGCGGAGUCCAAACCUGCCCCAUUCACCGUUAUCCUGCUAGCAUUAGCGGCUCACCUUUGCAGAGAGAUGCGGUGGCUCGAGACGCCACCUGCCGAGCCUUGGAGGAGUUCGGCUCCCCGGAACUCCGGCGCCGCUUCGCCGUUCCCGGCCCGACUCCUCUCCGACACCCUGCGUCGACCUGCCGCUCCUGGGCGGGCUCACCCGUCCCGCCCCGUGACACCCUCGCUUUACCGUGCGACGCUCGUCUCCGAGACGUCGACGGGGGACUCUGUCUAAACGGAAUACCCGGAAGCCCAGCCUCGGAACGGCCGCGCACCCACACAGGCCCUCCCCGGAAUCGGUCGGGGCGCGAUAGCCCGAGAACCUCCUCGGAUGCCCGGCGCAGAGUCCCGGGCGGAAGAGCGCCCUCUGGAGGCUCCUCCCCGUUUUCCGACGCGGACAAUUUUUGGGGAAGACAAAGUCCCUCUUUGACGCCGUCCCCGACGGAGUCUUUGAGGUCCAUCAGUCCGAGCGCGGGAGAGUCGGCGCUUAGAAAAUCCCGUCUUACCGAGGACCGAUCCCCGGAAAUCCCCAGAUGGAAAUCUAAACCUGAACCGCGACCGCGGAACCUUCCGGACAUGCGGCAGUUGCACUCUCAACCAGAGCAGCAGUCAACAGAUGCCACCAGAGACCACGGACCUUCACGCUCGGAGUGCAAGAAUCGCUCCCGUAACCCCGACCUCUCUGCUAGGCUCGGAACAUCAGAGACUUCACGGCGGGACCUAAGGAGCCCGAGUCCCAUUGGGGAUAGGCUAGAAAUUCUUAAGGACGAGUCAGACUCUGCUUCGAGACUCAAAGAAGAAAGAUUUAGGAACCGGGCGGAUGACGAGGACAGGAAAUAUCAGCAGAAACCAUUCGGGGGUUUGUCGAGGACCCCGCGAAGAGACAGCGGGAAGACUGGAAAUUCGAGGGAAGGAGACGUAUCACCCUCAGAAAUCCGGAGCCGCACAGGAAUGCAGUCGAGCGGGAGUUCAAGUGCCAGUCCGUCGUCGAGGUCGCAGAAAAUCGCUCAGGCCAAGUGGGACUUCCUGUUUGGAGCGCAGAGCCUGGAAGGCCUCGCCAACAAAGGCACCGGUCCGCCCUCGCCAAGCCCCGCCUCCGCCCAGCCGGCCGCUCAAAGAUCGUCGCCCCUCCGCAAGGUCCGUCAGAUCGAAGUGGAGCUGCUCGCCUCCGUCCCGGGAGGUUCAUCCCCCGAGACGGGCGUGCUCCGGCGUAGCGUCAAAUACUCCGAGACAGACCUGGACCGCGUCCCUUUGCGGUGCUACCGAGAAACCGACCUGGACGAGGUGAUGCGGGCCGAAGAGGAUCCGGCUUCGUUGAGGUUGCGCUUGGGCCAGGAAGGGCCGGCGGAGGAGGACCGGGGUGAACGCCCUGCGGAGAAGGUUGCCCCCGUCCGCGAAGACGGCUUCAGUUUGCUGCUAAAGGGGACGUCGGAAGUGAAAGGAACGGCGUCGGCGGCGCCCGAGGGCCACCUGGACUCUUUCAGCCGCCAUUUUGAAAACAUCGUGGAGAGUCACCGGGCUAAAGGAACCUCCUACAGCAGCCUGGACAGCGUCGAUCUUCUCGCAGCACCCGUCUUCACCUUUGACUUGCCCACGCUCACCCCCGAGAUCCAGAGCCAGAUUUGCGAGAGCGCCAAGAACAUCAUUCAGCUGAGCUUCGCUCCCGUGUCCGGCUCGCCGCCGCAAGAAGACCGGCGUCCGCGACGCUCCAUCCUCAAAGCCGGCUCGGCGCCGUCACUCCGCGACGCUGCCAGGGAACGUGCGCUCGACUGCCCCCCCGAGCUGCUGUACCCGCAAGCCGACGUGGCGGCGCGACUGGCGGGCGCCGACGGCCGGAACGAGAACGGCGGCGGCGAGGACAACGCCGACCCGCUGGCCGCCAAACGCCUGGCCGGACGCCUCCACCGGCUGCGCGGCUUCCGCAAGUCGGACGUGGCCUCGCACCUCAGCAAGAAUAACCAGUUCAGCCAGAAGGUGGCGGAAGAAUAUCUCAACAACUUUGACUUCAGCGCUCUCACCAUCGACCAAGCGCUCAGGUGUUUCCUGAGCAAGUUGACGCUGACGGGAGAAACUCACGAGCGGGAACGGGUCCUCGCUCACUUUUCCAAGAGAUACGUGGCCUGUAACCCCGACGGACAAACGGCGCAAGACGGCGUCCACACGCUGACCUGCGCGCUGAUGCUGCUGAACGUGGAUCUCCACGGCAACAACGUGGGCAAGCGGAUGUCCUGCGCUCAGUUCAUCUCCAACCUGGAAGGUCUCAACGAUGGAAAAGACUUUCCCAAAGACAUGCUCAAGGCGUUGUACUCGUCCAUCAAGAAGGACAAACUCCAGUGGACGGCUGACGAGGAUGAAUCGCGGACGACGACGAUGACGGGGGACGGACGGACGGACGCCGCCUCCCACACCAUGAAGCGAGAAGGGAGCGGUCGCCGCCGCCUGGCCGACGGCGAGCUCUACAAGAGCGGCUUCCUGCUGCGCAAAGUCCACGCCGACGCCGACGGAAAGAAAACGGCGCGGGGCAAGCGAGGGUGGAAGUCCUUCUACGCCAUCUUGAAGGGUCGCGUCCUCUACCUGCACAAGGACGAACGCGACGGCGAGCGAGAGCUGACGGAGGAGGACGUGAAGAAGGCCGUGUCGGUGCAUCACGCGCUGGCCAUGAGAGCCGCCGAUUACGCCAAGCGCCCCGAUGUCUUCUACCUGCGCACCGCCGAUUGGAGGGUCUUCCUCAUGCAGGCCCCGUCGAGCCAGGACAUGCGCUCUUGGAUCACCCGCAUCAACGUGGUGGCGGCCAUGUUCUCGGCGCCGGCCUUCCCGGCCGCCGUGGGCUCUCGAGAAGGCUUCGUUCGCCCCCCGCUGCCCGGAUCCCUCACCAAGCUGUCGCAGGAAGAGCAGGCGGCGUCUCACGAGGCCCGCUUCCGGGCGACGUCCUCCGAGCUGGAGCGGCUCCUCGGCGACGAGACGCGGGGGCGGGUCAAAGGCCGGCGGACGGACGAGCACAAAGCCAGACGAGAGUACUUGGAGUUCGAGAAAACGCGUUACGGUACCUAUGCCUUGCUGCUGCGCGCCAAGAUGGCCGCCGGCGAGGAGGACUUGGCGGCCUUCGAGGAGCGACUCGCGGAGGACGCCGGCGACAAAGAGGACGGCGGGGAGAAGACGCGCAGUUCCAAAAGCGGCCUCAAGAUGGCCUCGUCGCAUUUGCUGUGCGGCGACGGCGAGCGAGAAGAAGGGAACGACCAAUAGAUGACGUGCGGAGAGAGCGCCAUUAGCGUAGGUUUUUGACGCUGUUAGGUACUUCCCCCGAGCCUGAUGCCGUCACCAUGGCCACAGAAAGUGAGCAGAUCACCACCGAGUUUUCUGGCCCAACAGGGAGAAAAAAAAGGGACUACGAGAAUAAAGUUAUAAUAUUAGACCAUGGUUGCUUUGCUGUAAUGCUUUGGUAUUUCUACUCAUUUCCUGUUGGUUUUCAGGGAUUUUAAGGUCACUUCAUGUUUUGAGGUCACUUCCUGUUGAUUUGGUGGCAUUUCAGGGUCACUUCCUGGUGAUAUUGGGUCACUUCAUGUUGAUUUUUGAGUCAUUUCCCAUCGAUAUCGGGUCAGUUCCUGUUAAUUUGGGAACCUUUUAGUGUCACUUCCUGUUUAUAUUGGUUCACGUCCUGUUGAUUUGGCGGCAUUUCAAGGUCACUUCCUGGUGAUGUUGGGUCACUUCCUGUUGAUUUGGGGGCAUUUCGGGUUCACUUCCUGUUAUUGGGUCAUUUCCUGGUCAUCUGGGAGUCACUUCCUGUUGAUAUUGGGUCACUUCGUUUAGAUUUAUGGGUCACUUCCCAUCGAUAUCGGGUCAGUUCCUGUU